AAAUAUUCGUCAUAUAACCGAUAUCACACGUAAGAUUUUAAAAUGAAGAUAUUUUUUUAUUAGUGAUUAUUCUUUAAAUUGUUGGAUUUGGAGAUUGGAUGUAACGCGGUACGAAACGCGAGUGAUCUGUUGUCAGUAGGAAUUAACUGUAUGGAUAUUACCGCGAAAAUAAAUAUUUUUUAAAGAAUGGAUUCUCCGCCUGACCUGGAAACAGUUUACCAGGCUGUAUAUUCUUUAUAUAAUAAUUCAAAUCCUUCGGGGCCAGGAAAAACAUCUCAAUGGCUGGACGAAUUACAAAAAUCAGUAUUUGCGUGGAAAAUAGCAGAUGAAAUGCUACAGCAGAAACGAGAUGUUCAGUCUUGUUAUUUUGCUGCUCAAACAAUGCGUACUAAAAUACAACUAUGUUUUCAAGAAUUACCUGUAGAAGCUCAUACUUCUUUAAGGGAUUCUUUAAUGAAUCACAUAUCACAAAUUAAUGAACAUACCAAUUCUGCUAUUGUUACACAGUUGUGUCUAGCGCUAGCAGACCUUGCGUUACAAAUGUCUUCUUGGCAGAAACCAGUUGUUGAUUUAAUUCAUAGAUUUGGAGGAUCAACUGCUAGUUUAUGGCCAUUACUUGAAGUAAUGACAGUAUUACCAGAAGAAGUAAAUUCAAGAUCUCUUAGAUUAGGAGCCAAUCGCAGACAAUAUAUAUUACUUGAACUUAAUGCAAGUGCAGAUACAGUGACAGAAUUUUUAAAAAUGUGUCUAAAAAAUGGUGGAGAGAAUGUACAAAUUCGUGUUACAAUUCUUAGAUGUUUUACAAGUUGGAUCGCAGUACAUGCUAUACCUCUUGUACCUACAAGUGAUGUUAUUAUAUAUACCCUUCAGAUACUUGGAAAUCAUAUGAUUGGAUCACAAUUACAUGAAGCAGCUGCAGACUGUAUAUGUAUGAUUUUGCAAGUUUUGGAAGAAGAUAGUAAUAGCAAUCGGGAUAAUAAUAGUGAAUCUAAUAUACAGCUGCAACAGUUAGAGUUAUUUCUGUUUACUAGUGUAAUGUCCCUAGAACAGCCGUACCAUUUAUCUGUUGCACAUGAAGAUAUGGACAAAUCGAUAAAUUAUUGUCGGAUUUUUACGGAGUUAGCGGAAACUUUCUUGGAAACCAUGGUAAAUGGUUGUUUAGGAGGAAAACAACAUUAUGCUAUCAAAAUUCUUGACCUUGUCCUAGUAUGUGUUGGGCAUCAUGAUUAUGAAGUAGCACAAAUAACUUUCAAUUUGUGGUAUCGUUUAUCCGAUAUUUUAAUCCUCUACCAAAAAAACAGCGAAGAUCUAUAUGCAGUGUUCCGGCCUCAUAUUGAAAGAUUAAUUGGAGCAUUGUGCAGGCAUUGUCAAAUGGAACCAGAUCAUUUGGGUUUGGUGGAAGAAGGAGCUGGUGGAGAAGAAUUUGCAGACUUCAGGAAUCGUGUUUCAGAUUUAAUAAAGGAUGUUGUAUUUGUAGUUGGAAGUAGUCAUUGUUUUCGACAAAUGUUUUCAUCCCUGACGGGUGGACCAGGACCACAGGGUCAAUCUAAUCAUGUACCUACAUGGGAUUCAACUGAAGCUGCUCUAUUUGUAAUGCAAGCAGUUGCAAAAAAUAUUUUGCCAAAAGAAAAUGAUGUAGUGCCGAAAGUAGUAGAGGCUAUUUUAAACUUACCAGAAAACACUCAUAUAGCUGUACGUCAUACAAGUAUACUUUUGUUGGGAGAACUUUGUGAAUGGAUAGAAAAUCAUCCACAGUCCUUAGAACCUGUUUUAAAUUUUCUUUUGACUUGUCUAAGUCAAAAGGGUUUAGGAAGUGCAGCUUGUGGCGCAUUAUUAAGUAUAUGUACCGCUUGUCCAUCACAUAUGGCUUCCCACUUUCCAGGUUUAUUGCAAAUCGCACGUUCUCUUGACAGUUUUGCUAUUAGUAAUGAUGCCGCUAUUGGUUUACUUAAGGGAGUAGCAAUAAUUAUGUCAACUUUACCACGUGAAGAACUUACACAAGCUAUGAAAGAAUUAUGUUGGUUUCAAGCAAGACCGUUAUGUGAAAUUAUGGAACGUAGAAUUCCAAUUGAAGUAGGAACAAAGACUGAUCCUGUAGUAUGGUUAGACAGAUUAGCUGCUAUAUUUAGGCAUACUGACUUGGACCCUCCAAUUGAGGAUCGAUUUGAACCUCAUCCUUGUCAAAGCGCUGUUACCGAAAUGUGGCCAAUAUUAUCAAACGUAUGCACAACAUAUCAAUAUGAUGCAAAAGUGAUGGAAAGGUGUUGUCGUUGUUUAAGAUUUGCUGUUCGUUGUGUAGGAAAACAUUCCGCCCAUCUCCUUGAGCCACUUGUAAAACAGAUUGUGCAAUUAUACGCAGCUCAUCAACAUAGUUGCUUUCUGUAUCUUGGUUCGAUAUUAGUUGAUGAAUACGCUACAGAUUCGGAAUGUGUCCCUGGUUUGUUAAAAAUGCUGGAAGCUUUUAUCGGACCUACGUUUAAUAUUCUUCAACAGCAAGAUGGACUAAAAAAUCAUCCGGAUACAGUAGAUGAUCUAUUUAGAUUAUGUGCCAGGUUUCUUCAAAGAGCUCCAAUACCUUUCUUGUGCUCGGUCGUUAUAGAGAGCAUAAUUGACUGUGCCUUAAUGGCCUGUAGCUUAGAUCAUAGAGAUGCAAAUGUUUCAGUAAUGAAAUUCUUUUAUGAUCUUUUGCACUGUGGUCGUAACAAUGAGAAUCGGACAGAUUAUACAUUACGUCGGGAAUUAGUACAAAGCAUAUUAAAAGAAAAAGGACAAACUUUAGUCAUAAGGCUACUUCAUGCAUCUGUGUUUUCCUUAUCAUCGUACAUGUUAUCUGACGUAGCAGAUGUUUUAAAUGAACUUUCUGUAACUAAUAGACAACUAUUAUCCAAAUGGUUGGAAGAAGCUAUUAAGACAAUGCCAUCACAAAAUGCAGGUGGUUCUCCCACAGCACAACCUGAACAGCUGUUUGAAUUUCAUAAUACGGUUGUAAGAGCGGAGACAGCAAAAUCUAUAAAUCAUGCCUUACGUAAUUUUGCACGUUUAUAUCGCUGAUACAUUUUAAUUUAAAAAUUAAGGUCAAAAAUGUCAAAAUUAUAAACAGUAAAAAUCUUCCAAAAUCCUUCAUUUAAUUGUUAUAAUUGAAGGUAUUCAAAAAAAAUGAUUAUUAUGAAAUGGUAAGUCUAUGCUGUAUAAAUGUAUUAGCAAAAGUUUUAAAUACUUUUAAAUACUUGUUUACUAUCUACACAUUCCUUCACAAAGUAUGUAAAAUGGAUAAAUAUAAGUCAAUACAAUGUGUCUUAUUACAUAUAUUUCUUAAUUUUACAUACAAAUAUUAUAUUUGAUAACUUUUUUUAACAUGUAUUUAUGCUACUAAAAAUGGACUAAAUGCUAUUAAACAUGGAAUUUUACGUACUGCUCACUUUUUAAUUAUUUACGUUAUAGUUUUAUUGCAUUUAUUUGUUUCUUGUAAUCUAUGAGUAUAUGAUAUGAGCUAUAAAGAAGACUAUCCAAAUUACCUAUUAUAUUAGGUAUAUAUCUAGUCAACUAUUUGAAAUAACAUAACACAUACUUUGUAGAUAAAGUGCAGGUAGUAAACAUUGAAAAAUCAGAGUGAUUAUAUAUUUUUGUGCUUUCCAUUCUAUUUACAUAAAUAUAGCAAUGAUAUUGAUGCUAUUAAAUUACAUAAAAAAGGAUACAAAAUAUAUAAUAUUCGACUUGUUACUUAUUAAAAUUAUUAUAAUAGGUUGUAUAAUAUUAUUCUACAUUUCUGUUUUUAAUGUUGUAACAAUUUUAGUAUAAGCUGACACAUUCACGAAUUUUUUUAUAUGAUUAUAAUAAUAAAGAACAGACUUUGGAAAAGGAAUUUUAGCAAACAUCUAAAUAAAAUGUAAAACUAUUAAAGAAUAGAUAAAUAAUAUGAUAAUAGUAUAAAUCAUCUAUGCAUUCAUAUUACAAGAAAUGAAAUACGUAUAUGAGUUUUA
This is a messenger RNA of Frieseomelitta varia, 3980 nucleotides long. RefSeq names its product transportin-3 (gene Tnpo-SR). Gene Ontology annotation, biological process: protein import into nucleus. Lineage: Eukaryota; Metazoa; Arthropoda; Insecta; Hymenoptera; Apidae. The coding region runs from base 187 to 3051 and encodes 954 amino acids. The transcript is spliced from 18 exons. Gene Ontology annotation, molecular function: small GTPase binding. Gene Ontology annotation, cellular component: cytoplasm; nuclear membrane. The record is from RefSeq and is a predicted model, not a curated record.